Messenger RNA from Neofelis nebulosa (Clouded leopard), 2935 nucleotides. RefSeq names its product myosin binding protein H (gene MYBPH). Gene Ontology annotation, molecular function: protein binding. The record is from RefSeq and is a predicted model, not a curated record. NCBI's taxonomy places the organism in Eukaryota, Metazoa, Chordata, Mammalia, Carnivora, Felidae.
CCAGGUUGAGAAGCCCUGGGUACAAGUGGCUCCACAGAGGCCAAACACAAUGCCCGAUCUGGGUUCCUUCUCCAGAUGGGAGCUCUUGUUCCCACUGCCCUGACCCCUGGCACAACCUCCAGAGGCAACGUCCCAUCUCACCUAUCUGUGCCCUCCUGCCAUCCGGGCACCAGCACCCUGGCCGCCGAGGUCCGAUCAGAGCGAUGGACGAGGUAGUGUGCGCCUCAAGGGACCCUGCAGUUCCUCCCCCAGAGCUAUUCCUGGCCUAGGCGUCUCCCCACCCCACCAGUCCUCCCACCUGACCUGACCCCACAGCUGGGAAUCAUCAUUGGCUGGGGGGGGGGGGGGGUCAGCCCCUGACUAUAUAAGCCUGGGCCUAGGUGUCCCAGGCAUCCUGGAGGUCUAGACCUACCCCUGCUGACCCCUGCACACUCCAGCCUGACCCCUCAGCUGGCACAGCAAUGACAGAAAAAGCCACCUCGGAGGCCCCCGCCUGUGGUCCGGAGGAAACCGCCUCUGAGUCUGCCAAGGCACCCAGCGCAGAGCCUUCUGGAGAAAUGGCAGCAUCAGAGCCUGCUGGGGAAGAGCAGGCUCCCGCACCAUAGGAGCCUGCCCCUCAGGCACCGGCCCCCACACCCGCAGCCACUAAACCUGCACCUCCAAAUGAAGACAUCCCCAGUGCCCCGCUGCUGCUGGCCGGGGAGGAUGUGAGCAACAGCUCAGUGACCGUGAGCUGGGAGCCCCCAGAGAGGCUAGGGCGGCUGGGGCUCCAGGGCUAUGUGCUAGAGCUCUGCCGAGAGGGAGCCUCUGAGGGGGUGCCCAUGAAUGCCCGGCCCAUGAUGGUGACCCAGCCGCCGACCGUGCGGAACCUGGCUCCGGGAGACCAAUUCUUCCUGCGUGUGGCUGCAGUGAGCUCUGCAGGGGCCGGCCCACCAGCUGUGCUAGAGCAGCCUGUCCACAUCCAGAAGAUGAUCGAGGCCCCCAAGAUCCGCGUCCCCUGCCAUUGUAGUCAGACCUGCAUCCGCCAGGUGGGAGAGACCGUCAGUCUGCAAAUCCCCUUCCAGGUAGCUCCUCCCUUCCGGGGGAGUCCCAAGCCUCAGGCCUGUUGGACCCACAGUGGCCACGCCCUGGACAGCCAGCGAGUGCACGUGUGCACUGGGGACCAGGACUCCGUCUCGGCCCAGAGCUCCGACUCAGGCCGCUACGAGCUCACUGUGCAUCUCGAAGAUUCGGAGGCCAGGGCAGCCAUCGACAUCCUGGUGGUUGAGAAACCUGGGCCCCCCAGCAGCGUCCGGCUCCUGGACGUCUGGGGCUACGACGUUGCCCUUGAAUGGACACCGCCCCAGGACCCAGGCAACACAGAGCUCCCGGGCUACGUGGUGCAGAAGGCAGACAAAAUGACAGGGCAAUGGUUCACGGUGCUGGAGCGCUACCACCCGACCACCUGCACCGUCUCUGACCUCAUCGUGGGAAAUGCCUACUCCUUUCGGGUCUUCUCGGAGAACCUGUGUGGACUCAGCACCUUGGCCCCCGUCACCAAGGAGCCAGCCCGGAUCCGGAAGGCAGAUAUUGUUGCCAAGCCUAAAGGGUUUGUCGAGCAAGACUUCUCAGAAGCCCCUUCGUUUACCCUGCCCCUGGCUGACCACACCUCCACCCCGGGCUACAGCACUCAGCUCUUCUGCAGGGUCCGAGCACUGCCCAAGCCCAAGAUAAUCUGGAUGAAAACCGAAAUGGACAUCCAGGGUGACCCCAAAUACCGCCUCUCUGAGCAAGGUGUCUGCACCCUGGAGAUCCGGAAGCCCAGCCCCUUUGAUUCCGGGCUCUACACCUGCAAGGCCAUCAGUGUGCUAGGGGAGGCAUCUGUGGCCUGCCGGCUGGAGGUCAAAGGUAAGGUUAUGAGGAGGGUCCUCCCAAGGACAGGAGAAGAGGAGAAGCCACCGCCUCUCCUGCUGGGCUAGAUGAGGCUGGGUGCUGGAAAUCAAGGCAAGACAGAGGGGUGGUAAAGAUGGAGAGGUCUGGCUGUCAGAAGGAUUUUCCAAGUGGGAGGUUGGCCCGGUGUAGAGAAAGGAGGUAAUAGAGUCUGCCACUCAGACUGAUCCAUUGACUGGGGUGAAGGGGUGUAGCCCUGAGCCCCUCUUGUCCCGCUGCCCCCAACUCGGGGCCCCUGCAGCUGUCCCCCUCCCCCACUCUAACUGCGGCAUCUCUUCCGGCCUCAGCCACGCACUGAAGAGCGACAGGAGGCUGUGAUGAGAAUGGUAAAUGUCUGGACCCGCUGUCUCUGGGGUCAGGCAGGGGGUGGGGGUGAGAGGGGAAGGUGGUGGUCAGCUCUGGGUACAAAUCUGCAGCGUCAGGCAAUGUGCACCCGAGACAGGGGUCUAGCCUUGGCUCUGUGUGCCCUUAGACCAGGGCACUUCCUUGGCAGCAAUGUGGGGGCAAUGACCUAUGCCUCACCUUCCCUCCCCAGGGGGUUCUGAGGCUCUGGACAGGCAGGGAAGUUUCCCGGAGCCGCAGAGGCAGAGCUCAGAGCUGGACACGGGGCCCCUGGGGCAGGAGGCCUGGGAAGGAAAGAGAGGGCCUAUGUCCCUGUGCCCUGUCUCUCCUCUUCAGAGGGCAGGUGGAGCCCAGCCCUGCCUAACAGCAGGGCUCAUGACACGUGUCCUCCACCAGGUGCUGCAGACCUGGGGGGGGUUGGGGCCACCAGGCUCAGCAUCAAGCUCCACGGAUGCCCCAGACCCCCAUUUCUGUGACAGCGGAUGGCUUUGCUCCCUGGUACCUGCCUAGCCUCCUCCCAGAGAGGCUGGAGCCCAGGAGCCAGAAGUAGGCCUGGCGGGCCCCAGGCCAGUCUCCCCGGGCAUGUGAGGGGGCCUGGAAAGUGCAGAGAUUGGAGCGCCCCUGCAGAGAGCUGCAGUCUGGGCGAGAAGCACUCAAAUAAAGG